Pogona vitticeps (central bearded dragon) is the source of this 1983-nucleotide messenger RNA. RefSeq names its product G protein-coupled bile acid receptor 1 (gene GPBAR1). Lineage: Eukaryota; Metazoa; Chordata; Lepidosauria; Squamata; Agamidae. Gene Ontology annotation, cellular component: plasma membrane. The record is from RefSeq and is a predicted model, not a curated record. Gene Ontology annotation, molecular function: G protein-coupled bile acid receptor activity. Gene Ontology annotation, biological process: G protein-coupled receptor signaling pathway.
UCUGUCCUAGAGGGAGGUCCUGCCAUCUCUUUCAAUGAGACUGCACUGCACCUUCUGAUAAGGCCACUAGGAGGCACUUGAGCCCUGAAGGAGUCAAAGCUUGCCCACAACUGCCAGCCACUUGGAAGGGGUGUGGCCACACAGAAUCUAGGAGGGAAGCAGUGUCUCACUAUGCUAUGAUAGCAAGAGACUUCGACCUGCCCUGGAGAUGAGCUUUUCUUGGUGCUGCUAGACUCUUCGGUUCUUUCUGCAUGGCCAGGGAUCAUACCACAGAAUCUGAAAAUGAGCUAGCUCUUGCCAUGGGGACGCUCAUUCAAGAAGGAUCUGAGAAGGUCUCAUUCACUCUACAUUAGUGGAUGCCAUGGGAAACGGUGCCACAUGAACUCUGCACAUGGCUAGACAAGGUGGACCAACCCAUAAAAGGAAGUCCGUUUUAGAAAGAAGAUGGAGCAAUCCGAUGGCCAAGCAAAGAACAAGACACAAGAGCUCCUUAUAGCCUGGCUCUCCCAGCCCCUAUCUGUCAUCAUUAUUCUGGCCAACAUCUUCCUCAUCUUUGGCAUCCUCUUCAACCGCAAGCUCCAUGGCACCACCAACUGGUGCUUCCUCAGCCUACUCUUUGCUGAUCUGCUGGCUGGGUCUGCCCUUCCAUGUAUUCCUAAACUUGCAACUGAGAUGAAUCUGAAAUAUUAUCCUUGCUUCUUCACCUACCUGACACCUAACUUCCUUUUCCUCUGUUUAUUAGCCAACUUGCUGGUAGUGCACUAUGCCAAGUAUGUGUGUAUCAUCCACCCGUUGCACUACCAAGCUUCCUGGGUGUAUCGGUGGGCUUUUCUCUAUAUACUCCUGGCCUGGACUGCCCCUUUGAUCUUUGCGUGUCUACCACUGGUUUGGAACCAAUGGGGAACAAAUAAAAACUGUUCCUUUAAAUCUGUCUUUCCCAAGCCAUACCUCUACCUAGAGACGUAUGGGUUACUCAUUCCUUCCAUUCUUGCCAUGUCCUUUAUGUGUAUCCAGAUCCUGUGGAUUGCCCGAAAGCAUUUGAAGGACAUUAAGAACCUUCUCCAUUCAGUGACUCAAAGCCAGGCCCCUUCGGAGCUGGAACAGCAACUGGAACUGAGGAAUGUCAAGAGUAUUGCCAGUGCAUCCAUCAUCUUCUUGGUCUGCUGGGUGCCCUACAUUGUUUGCUUGAAUAUCUCUCUGCUAGCUACCACGCCGAGUGUCAGCCAAACCAUUCGCACUAUUGUCACCUGCAUAGGCACUGGCAGUGCAGCUGCAGUACCCAUCAUCCUCAGUUUUGGCAACCACCAGUACACACAGUUUUGGAGGGACUUGGCCACCAAAGUCUGUCAGGGCUGCUGCCAAAGAUGGAGGUGCAAGCAAAAGCAGGCCCAGCUAAAUGCCAGCAUGCCACGUGAGAAUAUUUGCAUGAGAGAGGCACACCUAAGAGAGGCACCAGGAUGACACCUUUUGGGGGGGAUGGGUAUAAAGUCAUCAAGCCCUUCCCAGCAGCAUGGAAAGCCAGGGCAUAAAAGGAACUGAGUGCCCAUCAAAGUGGACUUAAUGCAGAUCUUUGAGUCACUUUUUUCCCUAUAAGCCUGGUGGCUAAAUAACAGAUGGAUUUCUUGCCUCUAGAUGGAGUCUCCGGGAGGAAAUCAAAUUUUUCAGUAAUAAGCAUUCCUUUUGUGUUGAUCCGACACCAUAAUAAGAGAUAAACCAGGUUGUCCCAUCAAGGAUCUAUCUAGUUUCUUCAAGCUAUCUGAACUUAAUAUGGCUUGAUUCAACAGAAUCCUCAGGAUUUUUAUUCUGUGGUUAGCUCUCACCUAGGUAGAACUAGUGCUUUAUAUGGUGACUUGGGCUCUCUGGCAUUAAUAACAAGAACAUUGAGACAGGUUUGAUAAUGGAGUUUGAAAAUGUUACAUAUUGGGACAAUAGCUUCUAGAAUCUCUAAACAAGUAUGUCAGUGAAAGUUAUCAGUCCAAAAAA